Plectropomus leopardus (leopard coralgrouper) is the source of this 17017-nucleotide messenger RNA. The record is from RefSeq and is a predicted model, not a curated record. Lineage: Eukaryota; Metazoa; Chordata; Actinopteri; Perciformes; Serranidae.
AACUUCAUGCAGAGCUGAAGCAGGUGUUAAGCCAGAAGAGAAGUCAUCUGAGAGAGUCGACCUGCCAACUGGCUCAACCAGAGAUGGACUCAGAGCCCACAGACGAACAGACAUGUGUAGAGGAAGCAACUCAGUCCGUGGAAAUCGUGGUGGAGACAGAGGCGGAGGCUGGAGCCAGUGGCUACAGUGUGACCGGUGGAGGACAACGAGGGAUCUUUGUUAAAGACGUGCUCAGAGACUCACCAGCUGCUAAACAUCUCAGUCUACAGGAAGGUGAUCAACUGCUGAGUGCAAAGGUCUACUUCGACAACGUGAAGUAUGAAGACGCUCUGAAGAUCCUCCAGUGUGCGGAGCCAUAUAAGGUCAGCUUCCAGCUGAAGAGGACGAUUCCUGGAGCAGAGGUCAGCAUGCGGCCUCGAGUGCCCAGUGUGGAGGUCAAAGGUCCCAAAGCCAAGCUGGCCAAAAUGAGUGUGAAGGGCAGCAAGCCAUUCAAGGUCAAGAAGAAGAGAGGUGGACGCUUUGGUCUGAAGAGGCUGAAGGAGAAACGCAGAGAGGAGCUUGUGAUAGAGGGAACACCCCCCAGGCUGGAGAUGAGUGACGUAGAUGUGGAGUUUUCUCUCCCAAAAUUCAAACAGAGGAGGAGCGUGAAGGUCGAAGCUGGAGGAGCCGGAGGAGCAGCAGCCGUGGGGAAGGCAAAGAGGAGGAUCAGGUUUCCCCACAUGAAAACAAAGGGUUACACUGGAGAAGACACAGGAGGAAAAGUGGACAGAGGACGACUCGAGGGACAGGUGAAUAUAUCUCCACCUGAGAUACCUGAAGCUAAAGUGAAAACCAAGGGAAAAGGACACAAGUUUGGAAUCACCUUACCUAAGACCAAACAGACAAAGUCAGACUCAGCUUUGGAAACUGGAUCUGUGGAGAUGAAGCCUCCGGGUGUGAACAUUCAGCCACCGUCAGUGGAGUUCAGUUUGUCUGGUGAUAAAAACGUGGACAUGGGAAAGGGAGGGGUUAAGCUUAACACGCCAGAUGUUGAGUUUGUACUCCCUUCAGGAAAAGUUGAGGCAUCCUUUCCCCAUGGAAAAGCCGAAAUCAAAGCCCCUAAACUUGACAUCAAAGGAGGAGCUGAUGCAGAGGUAACUGUGGAAAAAGGUGAUGUAGACAUAGGCAAAGGAGAUGCAAAAUUAAGAAUGCCAAAGUUGAAACUGCCCAAAGUUAGACUCUCACGUCAUUCUGAUGAGAUAGAUGGUGACAUCAAGGUGAAAGCCAAAGGAAUUAAAGUGCCUCAUACUGACAUAACACCUCCAGAAGCAGAAAUCAAAGGAAGCAAUGUUAUUAGUUUCCCAGAGGCAAAUAUCACCAAACCAAAGAUGGAAGUUGAUCUCUCAGGACAAGCUACAUCUACUCAGAUGCCUUCUGUUGAUAUUUCUCUACCAAAAGUUAAAGGAAAGACUGACAUCGACAUAGCACUUCCAGAGUACAAAGGAGCUGGGAAGAUGGCAAUCAGAAUGCCUGCCAUUGACAUCUCUGUGCCUGAUAUCGAUUUGGAAUUAGACACCAAACACAGAGUUCCUGAUGAGAUAGAGGGCACUUUUAAAGGGCCGAAAAUCUCCAUGCCAAAGGUUGAUAUCUCAUUGCCAAAGGCGGGAUCAUCCAAUGUGGACAUCGAAGGUGGAGGGAAAUUCAGUCUACCUUCUGCUGACAUCUCUCUCCGGAAGGGGAAAACAGACAGUGGAGAUAUGGAUAUGGGCCACUAUGUUGGUGGAGAUGGGAAGUUCAAAAUGCCUGAGUUUGACAUAUCUCCUCCAAAAAUUAAGCCACCAAAAGGAGAAGUAAAUAUCAAAGGAGAAGGCUUCACAUUACCCAAAGUAGACUUGACACUUCCCAAAGGCAAAGCAGGAAUGACUGAUAUUGAAGGAGGUGGAAAAUUUGACAUCUCUGUCUCUAAAAUGAAAACAGGUGAGGUGGAGGUCAACAUUGAAGGCCCUGAAGUGAGAGGUGGUAAAUGUGAAAUGCCCUCACUUGACAUUUCUCUGCCCAAAGGCAAAAUGGAAGGAGACAUUGAAGCAGAAGGGCAUGCUGGGAGGGCAGGAAAAUUCAAAAUGCCCUCAGUCGAUGUCAGACUCCCUAAGAUGGGGAUAUCUGGGGCUGAGGUUGACUUCCAAGGACCUGAGAUAAAAGGAGGGACAAUUGAGAUGCCAUCAGUAGACAUUUCUCUUCCAAAAAGUAAAUCCAAGGGUGAGGUUGACAUCGAGGGAAAGGGAGGCAAGUUUAAUAUGCCUUCAUAUGAUUUAACUCUUCCAAAAAUGAAGACACCACAGGGAGAGGUUGUUUUGGAGGGAGCUGAAAUCAAGGGCGGAAAGAUCAAGAUGCCAACUGUCGAUUUCUCUGCUCCCCAAGGAAACGUUGGGGGAGAUGUGAACAUUGGGGGUGGUGAAUUAAAAAGAGGCAAAUUCAGCAUGCCCUCUGUGGACAUUUCUCUCCCAAAAACGAAGCUACCUGAAGGAGAUGUGUAUCUAGAAUACCCUGAACUUCCAGAUGUUUCAUUUUCACUCCCCAAGGCAAACACUGAGGGAAACAUGGAGCUCAAGGGUGGUGGUGGUGACGGAGCCAAGUUCAAGAUGCCAACUUUUGACAUCUCACUCCCAAAGAUGAAAACUAAGGAGGGAGAGGUUGAUAUUGAAGGACCAGAAGUCAAAGGAGGAGCAAAGUUCAGCAUGCCAUCUUUAGAUGUGUCACUACCAAAGAUCAAAUCACAGGGAACUGACAUAGACAUUGAAGGUCCUAAGUUUAAGGUUAACACACCAGAGGCAGAUUUAGACCUAACGGGAAGUGAGAUUAAGGGAGGGAAAAUAAACAUGCCUACCGUUGAUAUCUCUCUUCUAAAAGGAAAAGCAGAGGGUAAUGUAGACAUUGAAGGACCCACAGCUAAAGGAGGCAAGUUGAAGAUGCCUACAUUUGAUGUAUCACUACCAAAGAUGAAGAUGCCCGAAAGAAAUAUUGGCCUUGAGGGACCCUCAGUUGAUAUUUCUCUUCCAAAGGGGAAAGUAGAAGGUGACAUAGAAACUAAAUGUAAAGAAGGACAUUUCCACAUGCCCCUGGUUGAUGUUUCUCUCCCUAAAAUAAAAUCAAAGCAAGGGGAUGUCAACAUCAAGGAGCCAGAGAUUAAAAUGCCAACUAUUGACAUAUCACCCCCUCAAGGAACAUUAGAGGGAGAUAUCAAUGUCGAGGGUGAAGCAAAAGGAGGCAUAUUCAGCCUACCGUCUGUAGACAUCGCCCACCCUCCAGUAAAAUUCCCUGAAGGAGAUGUGAAUUUUCAAGGGCCAAAAGUCAAAGGUGGGAAAUUUGAAAUGCCAAAAAUCAACUUGUCACUUCCUAAAGGUAAAGCACAGGGAGACAUUGAUAUUGACCUUCACUCUGGAAAAGAUGGGAGUAUACAAAUAUCAGCCUGUGAUGUUGGACUUCCUAAAGGAACACUUAAAGGUCCUGAAAUUAAAGGAGGAAAAAUAAACAUGCCAGACAUUGACCUAUCACUUCCCAAAGGAAGGGGUGAUUCUGACUUCAGUAUACAGGGUCCUAAGGUAAAAGGAGGAAAAUUCAAAAUGCCAAGAUUUGACAUCUCACUUCCAAAGAGGAACCUGCCAGAGAGCAACAUCAAAGUGGAAGGACCCGAGAUUAAAGGGAAAAUGGAAAUGCCAACUGUUGAUAUUUCACUCCCAAAAGGAAAAAUAGAGGGAGAUAAUGAAAUUGAAGGAUGUGGUGGUAAAGACGGCAAGUUUCACAUGCCUUCAAUCACACUUCCUAACAUCAAAACAAAGAGAGUUGAUGUUGAUAUUCAAGGACCUGAACUCAAAGGUGACAUGUCACUCCCUAAAAUUAAGUCUCCUGAGGUAGAUAUAACCCUUAAGGGUCCUGAUGUUGAAGGAGGAAAGUUUAACUUGCCCACUGUUGAUAUUUCACUCCCCAAAGGAAAAGUUGAAGGUGACCUUGAUGUUGAGGGUCCUGAGGUGAAAGGAGUUAAAUUUGAAAUGCCAAAGUUUGAUGUCCUGUUGCCAAAAGUGAAUUUACCAGAGGAUGAUAUCAAAAUAAAAAGCCAAGACAUGAAGGGAGGAAAAAUUGAGAUGCCAGAUAUUGAUAUUUCACUCCCUAAAGGAAAAGCAAGAGGAGAAACUGACAUCAAAGGACCUGCUGGUAAAGGAGGCAAGUUCCAUAUGCCCUCUGUUAACAUCUCUCUUCCCAAAAUGAAAGCAAAGGGACCGGAGGUCAACAUAAAAGGUCCUGAACUUAAUGAAGGAAAAAUCAACAUGCCAGACAUUGACUUGUCUCUCCCCAAAGGAAAAGUUGAAGGUGACCUUGAUGUUGAAAGUCAUGAAAUGAAGGAGGGUAAAAUCAAAAUGCCAAAAUUUGAUGUCUCAUUGCCAAAAGUGAAUCUCCCAGAGGGUGGUGUCAAUAUAAAAGGCCCAGACAUGAAGGGAGGAAAAACUGAAAUGCCAGACAUUGAUAUUUCACUCCCUAAAGGAGGAGAAAUUGAAAUUGAGGGACAUGUUGGCAAAGGAGGCAAGUUCCAUAUGCCCUCUGUUGAUAUCUCUCUUCCUAAAAUGAAAGCAAAAGGACCACAGAUAAAUAUUGAAGGCCCUGAAGUUAAAGGUGGAAAGCUAAACAUGCCCUCAGUUGAUGCUUCUUUGCCCCAAAUAAAAUCUCCCAAUGUAGAUAUUAGCCUCAAAGGUCCUGAUCUUAAAGGAGGAAAGGUCAACAUCCCAACUGUUGACAUUUCACUUCCUAAAGGAAAAGUUGAGGGUGACAUAAAUGUUGAAGGCCCUGAGGUGAAAGGAGGAAAAUUCAAAAUGCCGCAUUUUGAUGUUUCAUUACCAAAAGUUAGUCUCCCACAAGGUGAUGCCAAUGUGGAAGGACCAAAUGUGAAAGGAAAAACUGAAAUGCCAGGUGUUGAUAUUUCACUUCCAAAAGGAAAAGCAGAUGUGGAUAUUGACAUUGAUGGGCACAGUGGUAAAGGAGACAAGUUUCACAUGCCAUCAGUUGAUAUCUCUCUUCCUAAAAUCAAAACAAAGGGAGCUGAUGUUGAUAUUCAAGGACCUGAUAUCGAAGGUGACAUGUCACUCCCUAAAAUUAAGACUCCAGAGAUAGAUAUCAGUCUUAAGGGUCCUGAUGUCAAAGGGGGAAAGUGGAACUUGCCAUCUGUUGACAUUUCACUCCCCAAAGUAAAGGCUGAAGGUGAUCUUGAUGUUGAGGGUCCUGAGGUGAAGGGGGGUAAAAUUAAAAUGCCAAAAUUUAAUGUGUCUUUACCAAAAGUGAGUCUCCCAGAGGAUGAUGUCAAAAUAAGAGGCCCAGACAUCAAGGGAGGGAAGAUUGAGAUUCCAGAUAUUGACUUGUCGCUCCCAAAAGGAAAAGGAGAUGGUGACUUCAGUGUUGAGGGUCCUGAGAUAAAAGGAGGCAAAUUCAAAAUGCCCAAAUUUGAUGUUUCACUUCCAAAGAUGAACCUACCAGAAGGUAAUGUGGACAUACCAACAGUUGAUAUUUCACUCCCAAAAGGAAAGGUAAAAGGAGAUAUUGACAUUGAGGGACACGGUGGCAAAGGAGCCAAGUUACACAUGCCCUCAGUUAAUAUCUCUCUUCCUAAAACAAAAGCAAAGGGAAUUGAUGUUGAUAUUGAAGGACCUGAAAUUAAAGGUGACAUUUCACUCCCCAAAGGAAAAGUUGAGGGUGACCUUGAUGUUGAGGUACCUGAGGUGAAGGGAGGUAAAUUUAAAAUGCCGAAAUUUGAUGUCUCAUUGCCAAAAGUGAGUCUACCAGAGGGUGAUAUCAAAAUAAAAAGCCCAGACAUGAAGGGAGGAAAAACUGAAAUGCCAGACAUUGAUAUUUCACUCCCUAAAGGAAAAGCAAGAGGAGAAAUUGGAAUUGAGGGACAUGUUGGCAAAGGAGGCAAGUUCCAUAUGCCCUCUGUUGAUAUCGCUCUUCCUAAAAUGAAAGCAAAGGGACCUCAGAUAAAUAUCGAAGGCCCAGAGGUUAAAGGCGGCAAGCUAAACAUGCCAUCAGUUGAUAUUUCUUUGCCCAUAAAAUCUCCCGAUGUAGACAUCAGCCUCAAAGGUCCCGGUGUUAAAGGAGGAGAGGUCAACAUCCCUACUGUUGACAUUUUACUUCCUAAAGGAAAAGUUGAGGGUGACAUAAAUGUUGAAGGCCCUGAGGUGAAAGGAGGAGGAAAAUUCAAAAUGCCGCAGUUUGAUGUUUCUUUACCAAAGUAAGUGGUGAGUCUCUCAAAGGUUGAUGCCAAUGUGGAAGGACCAGAUAUGAAAGGAAAAAUGGAAAUGCCUACUGUUGAUAUUUCACUUCCAAAAGGAAAAAUAGAAGAAGGAGAUAUUAACAUUGAUGGGCACAGUGGUAAUAGCAGCAAGUUUCACAUGCCCUCACUUGACAUCUCUCUGCUUAAAAUCAAACCAAAGGGAGUUGACAUUGAUGUUCAGAGACCUGAAGUCAAAGGUGAAGUAUCACUUCCUAAAAUUAAGUCUCCAGAGGUAGAUAUCAGCCUCAAGGGUCCUGAUGUCAAAGGGGGAACGUUUAACUUGCCAACGGUUGACAUUUCACUCCCCAAAGGAAAAGUUGAAGGUGACCUUGAUAUUGAGGGUCCUGAGGUGAAGGGGGGUAAAAUCAAAAUGCCGAAAUUUGAUGUGUCUUUACCAAAAGUGAGUCUCCCAGAGGGUGAUUUCAAAAUAAAAGGACCAGACAUCAAAGGAGGGAAGAUUGGGGUGCCAGAUAUUGAUAUUUCACUCCCCAAAGAAAAAGCAAGAGGAGAAAUUGACAUAGAAGGACCUGCUGGCAAAGAGGGCAAGUUCCAUAUGCCCUCUGUUGAUAUCUCUCUUCCAAAAAUGAAAGCAAAGGGCAUUGAUGUCAAAAUUGAAGGUCCCGAACUUAAGGGAGGAAAAAUCAGCAUGCCAGACAUCGACUUGUCACUCCCCAAAGUUAAGGCUGACGCAGACUUCAGUAUUGAGGGUCCUGGGGUAAAAGGAGGGAAAUUCAAAUUGCCAAAAUUUGACAUCUCUCUUCCAAAGAUGAACUUGCCAGAGGGAAAUGUCAAAGCAGAAGGACCAGAGAUGAGGGGAGAAAAAGUCACAAUGCCAGCUGUUGACAUUUUAGUUCCAAAAGGAAAAGUGGAGGGAGAUGUCAAUAUUGGAGGUCUAUCUGGAAAGGGAGAGUUUGAUGUGCCAGAGGUUGACCUAUCAGGUAAAAAAGGUGGUCUCCACAUGCCAACUCUUGACAUAAAUAUCCCAAAAUUUGAUCUUGAUCUCAGCCUUCCCACUGGUUUGAAAGACAAAAGCCUCAAAGUGGACACCAGUGCUCCUGAAGCAUCAGGCGAUUUGAAGAUGCCUGGUCUUAAAGGAGAUAUUAAUCCAGUCAAGUUGAAAGUUAAGGGUGCAGACAUGGAGACAAGUGGUGUAGAAGGUCCAGGUGCAUCCCUCAAACUUCCCACUGUCAAAUUACCGACAGUUGACAUAUCAGCUCCAAAAGUGGAUCUGGACUUUGGCCUUGCCAAACCUAAAGGUGACGAAGUGGAAGUGGAGCUUCUGAAAGCAGAGGGAGGCCGGCCCUCUUCAGGUGGCAGCUUUGAUUUACCUGAUGUCUCCCUCAAAGUUCCCAGUUUCUCUCUUCCAAGGUUUGGUGGAAAGUCAAAGAGUGGCGAGGGAGACAUUUCCCUUAGCCCACCACAUGUGGAGGGGGAGGUUAGGGCACCUUCAGUAGAGUUUGAUGGGGAUGGAAAAGUCAAGGUGAAAAAACCUAAAAUCAAAAUGCCCUCAUUUGGUAUAUCAAAAAAGCAUACAGAUGUAUCACUGUCUUGUCCUGAUGUGGAUAUUAAAGUGAAAAAGGAGAAAAUUGACAUUUCUAAACCAGAAGUCAAUGUUGAGAUCCCGGAUGACAAAACAAAAUACAAAGUGAAAUUCCCCAAGUUUAAAAUUAAAUCACCAAAAGGUGAACUCCUAGAGGGAGAGGUUGAUGCUAAACUGAAGGCUGACGCAGAAGCAAAAGGGGGCUUCCAUGCACCUGAUGUCACUAUCAAACUACCAAGGUUCUCCAUGCCGGGAUUUGGUUCUAAAGAAAAAGAUUUAGGUAAACCAAGUGGUUACCUUGAGUCUAAGACCAAGAUUAAGAUGCCUUCUGUCGAGCUUUCACUGCCAGCAGCGAAAACCACAGAAACCGAGGUUCUUCUUCCCAAAGGAGAGGUUGAUGUCUCAGAAGCUGAUAUCAGAGGUUAUGAGGGAAACCUCAAAAUUCCCAAAAUGCCAACAAUUGAUGUUUCCAUUCCCAAAAUAGACCUUGAUGUGUCCCUUCCAAAUAUUAAGCAUGAUGCAAAGGUUGAUGGACAAGGAGGCGAAUUCAAGACACCAGAUAUCCAGAUGCCUGACAUUGACUUAUCCCUUCCUAAAGGAAAAUCAAGUGCCACUGAAGAUAUUGACAUCUCUCUGCCCAAAGGAAAGAUUGAGGGUCCAGAGAUGGAGCUCAAGGGAGAAGGUGGAAAAUUCAAAAUGCCACAUCUCAGCAUGCCCACAGUUAUUUCACUUCCAAGGAAAGAUCGAGGUCCUGAUGUUGACAUAGAAGGAGGUAAAAGAGGAAAAUUCAAAAUGCCUCACAUGAAAAUGCCAGAUGUUGAUAUCUCUCUACCUAAAGGAAAAGUUGGAGGUCCUGAUGUUGAAUUAGAGGGAGGAACAGGAGGAAAAUUCAAAAUGCCUCAUAUGAAAAUGCCCAACAUCAGCGUCUCUCUGCCCAAAGGAAAGAUUGAAGGAAAGAUCGAAGGUCCAGAUGUUGACAUAGAAGGAGGUACAGGAGGAAAAAUCAAAAUGCCUCAUAUGAAAAUGCCCAACAUCAGCAUUUCUCUGCCCAAAGGAAAGAUUGAAGGUCCAGAUGUUGACAUUUCUCUACCGAAGGGAAAGAUUGAAGGUUCAGAUGUUGACAUUUCUCUACCUAAAGGAAAAAUUGAAGGUCCAGAGGUAGAGCUUAAAGGAGAAGGUGGAAAAUUCAAAAUGCCACAUCUCAGCAUGCCCUCUGUUGAUAUUUCAUUGUUCAAAGGGGAGAUUGAGGGCCCAGAUGCUGACAUAGAAGGUGGUGCAGGACAAAAAUUCAAAAUGCCUCAUAUAAAAAUGCCCAACAUCGACAUCUCUCUGCCCAAAGGAAAGGUUGAAGGUCCAGAUGUUGACAUCUCUCUACCCAAAGGAAAGCUUGAGGGUCCAGAGAUUGAGCUUAAAGGAGAAGGUGGAAAAUUUAAAAUUCCACAUCUCAGCAUGCCCCCAGUUGAUAUUUCACUUCCAAAAGGAACGAUCGAAGGUCAAGAUGUUGAAAUAGAGGGAGGUAAAGGAGGGAAAUUCAAAUGGCCUCAUAUUAAAAUGCCUCACAUUGACAUCUCUCUGCCCAAAGGAAAGAUUGAAGGUCCAGAAGCUGAAAUUGAGGGAGGUGCAGGAGGAAAACUCAAAAUACCUCAUAUGAAAAUGCCAGAUGUUGACAUCUCUCUGCCCAAAGGAAAGAUUGAAGGUCCAGAUGUUGACAUUUCUCUACAUACAGGAAAGAUUGAAGGUCCAAAUGUUGACAUAGAAGGAGGUACAGGGGGAAAAUUCAAAAUGCCUCGUAUGAAAAUGCCCAACAUCGAUAUCUCUUUGCCAAAAGGAAAGGUGGAAGGUCCAGAUGUUGACAUCUCUCUACCUAAAGGAAAGGUUGAAGGCCCGGGAGUAGAACUUAAAGGAGAAGGUGGAAAAUUCAAAAUGCCACAUCUCAGCAUGCCCUCAGUUGAUAUUUCACUUCCAAAGGGAAAGAUUGAAGGUCCAGAUGUUGACGCAGAAGGUGGUACAGGGGGGAAAUUCAAAAUGCCUCAUAUGAAAAUGCCCAACAUUGACCUAUCUCUGCCCAAAGGAAAGAUUGAAGGUCCAGAUGUUGACAUUUCUCUACCUAAAGGAAAGAUUGAAGGCCCGGGGGUAGAGCUUAAAGGAGAAGGUGGAAAAUUCCAAAUGCCACAUCUCAGCAUGCCCUCAGUUGAUAUUUCACUUCCAAAGGGAAAGAUUGAAGGUUCAGAUGUUGACAUAGAAGGAGGUACAGGGGGAAAAUUCAAAAUGCCUCGUAUGAAAAUGCCCAACAUCGAUAUCUCUUUGCCAAAAGGAAAGGUGGAAGGUCCAGAUGUUGACAUCUCUCUACCUAAAGGAAAGGUUGAAGGCCCGGGAGUAGAACUUAAAGGAGAAGGUGGAAAAUUCAAAAUGCCACAUCUCAGCAUGCCCUCAGUUGAUAUUUCACUUCCAAAGGGAAAGAUUGAAGGUUCAGAUGUUGACAUAGAAGGUGGUGCAGGAGGAAAAUUCAAAAUGCCUCAUAUGAAAAUGCCCAACAUUGACAUCUCUGCCAAAAGAAAGGUUGAAGGUCCAGAUGUUGACAUCUCUCUACCUAAAGGAAAGAUUGAAGGCCCGGGGGUAGAGCUUAAAGGAGAAGGUGGAAAAUUCCAAAUGCCACAUCUCAGCAUGCCCUCAGUUGAUAUUUCCCUUCCAAAGGGAAAGACUGAAGGUCCAGAUGUUGACAUAGAAGGUGGUAUAGGGGGGAAAUUCAAAAUACCUCAUAUGAAAAUGCCCAACAUCGAUAUCUCUCUGCCCAAAGGAAAGAUUGAGGGUCCAAAGAUUGAGCUUAAAGGAGAAGGUGGAAAAUUCAAAAUGCCACAUAUCAACAUGCCCUCAUUUGAUAUUUCCCUUCCAAAAGGAAAGAUUGAAGGUCCAGAUGUUGACAUAGAAGGUGGGGGAGGAAAAUUCAAAAUGCCUCAUAUGAAAAUGCCCAACAUCGACAUUUCUCUUCCCAAAGGAAAGGUUGAAGGUCCAGAUGUCCUGAUGUUGAAUAGAGGGUGUAAAGGAGGAAAAUUCAAAAUGCCUCAUCUGAAAAUGCCUAACCUUGACAUUUCUCUGCCCAAAGGAAAGGUUGAAGGUCCAGAUCUGAAAGGAGAAGGAGGAAAAUUCAAAAUGCCACAUCUCAGCAUGCCUAACCUUGAUAUUUCCCUGCCCAAAGGAAAGAUCGAAGGUCCAGAUAUUGACAUUUCUCUGCCCAAAGGAAAGACUGAGGGUCCAGAGAUUGAGCUUAAAGGUGGAAAAUUAAAAAUGCCACAUCUCAACAUACCCUCAGUUGAUAUUUCCCUUCCAAAAGGUAAGCUCGAAGGUCCAGAUAUUGAAAUAGAAGGAGGUAAAGGAGGAAAAUUCAAAAUGCCUCAUAUGAAAAUGCCUAAUCUCGACAUCUCUCUGCCCAAAGGAAAGAUUGGGGGUCCAGAGAUUGAGUUUAAAGGAGAAGGUGGAAAGUUCAAAAUGCCACAUCUCAGCAUGCCCUCAGUUGAUAUAUCCCUUCCGAAAGGAAAGAUCGAAGGUCCAGAUGUUGAAAUAGAGGGAGUUACUGGAGGAAAAUUCAAAAUGCCUCACAUGAAAAUGCCAGAUGUUGAUAUCUCUCUACCCAAAGGAAAGAUUGAAGAUCCAGAUGUUGACAUAGAGGGAGGCACAGGAGGAAAAUUCAAAAUGCCUCAUAUGAAAAUGCCUAACAUUGACAUCUCUCUGCCCAAAGGAAAGAUUGAAGGUCCAGAUGUUGACAUUUCUCUACCUAAAGAAAAGAUUGAAGGUCCAGCGGUAGAGCUUAAAGGAGGAGGUGGAAAAUUCACAAUGCCACAUCUCAAUAUGCCCUCAGUUGAUAUUUCCCUUCCAAAAGGAAAGAUUAAAGGUCCAGAUGUUGAAAUAGAGGGAGGUAAAGGCGGAAAAUUCAAAAUGCCUCAUAUGAAAAUGCCUAACCUCGACAUUUCUAUGCCCAAAGGAAAGGUGGAAGGUCCAGAUGUUGACAUCUCUCUGCCCAAAGGAAAUAUUGAGGGUCCAGAGGUUGAGCUUAAAGGAGAGGGUGGAAAAUUCAAAAUGCCACAUCUCAGCAUGCCCUCAGUUGAUAUUUCCCUUCCAAAAGGAAAGAUUGAAGGUCCAGAUAUUGAAACAGAGGGAGGUAAAGGCGGAAAAUUCAAAACGCCUCAAAUGAAAAUGCCUAACCUCGACAUUUCUAUGCCUAAAGGAAAGGUGGAAGGUCCAGAUGUUGACAUCUCUCUGCCCAAAGGAAAGAUUGAGGGUCCACAGAUUGAGUUUAAAGGAGAAGGUGGAAAAUUCAAAAUUCCACAUCUCAGCAUGCCCUCAGUUGAUAUAUCCCUUCCGAAAGGAAAGAUUGAAGGUCCAGAUGUUGAAAUAGAGGGAGUUACUGGAGGAAAAUUCAAAAUGCCUCACAUGAAAAUGCCAGAUGUUGAUAUCUCUCUGCCCAAAGGAAAGAUUGAAGGUCCAGAUGUUGACGUAGAGGGAGGCACAGGAGGAAAAUUCAAAAUGCCUCAUAUGAAAAUGCCCAAUAUAGACAUCUCUCUGCCCAAAGGAAAGAUUGAAGGUCCAGAUGUUGACAUUUCUCUACCUAAAGAAAAGAUUGAAGGUCCAGAGGUAGAGCUUAAAGGAGGAGGUGGAAAAUUCAAAAUGCCACAUUUCAAUAUGCCCUCAGUUGAUAUUUCCCUUCCAAAAGGAAAGAUUGAAGGUCCAGAUAUUGAAACAGAGGGAGGUAAAGGCGGAAAAUUUAAAAUGCCUCAUAUGAAAAUGCCUAACCUCGACAUUUCUAUGCCCAAAGGAAAGGUGGAAGGUCCAGAUGUUGAGCUUAAAGGAGAAGGUGGAAAAUUCAAAAUGCCACAUCUCAGCAUGCCCUCAGUUGAUAUUUCCCUUCCAAAAGGAAAGAUUGAAGGUCCAGAUGUUGAAAUAGAGGAUGGUACUAGAGGAAAAUUCAGAGCACCUCAUAUGAAAAUUCCAGAUGUUGACAUUUCUCUACCAAAAGGAAAGAUUGAAGGUCCAGAUGUUGAAAUAGAGGGAGGCACAGGAGGGAAAUUUAAAAUGCCUCACAUGGAAAUUCCCAACAUCAACAUCUCUCUGCCCAAAGGAAACAUUGAAGGUCCUGAUGUUGAAAUAGAGGGAGGUACUGAGGGCAAGCUCAAAAUGCCACAUUGGAAAAUGCCAGAUUUUGACAUGUCUCUGCCUACAGGAAAAUCUGUCAAAAUUGAAGGAGCAGAGUUUGAGAUUGAGGGAAAGAAACCUAAAAUGCCACAACUGGUAAUGCCCUCAGUGGACGUUUCAAUGCCAAAGGGAAAAACUGAAGGCCCCAAUGUCGAAAUUAAGGGUGAGGGAGGAAAGUUCAAGAUGCCAAAAGUUAACAUAUCUCUUCCUAAAGGACAAUCUUUAAUUGAAGGUCCAGAGGCAGACAUUAAGGGAGAUGGGGGACAAUUCAAGAUGCCUAAUGUGAGUAUAUCUAUCCCUAAAGGAAAAGCAGAUAUUGACAUACCUGAGGGGAAACUGGAGGCAGAGGGAGGAACUAUCAAGCUUCCACAUAUCAAGAUGCCAAAAGUUGAUAUUUCACUCCCUAAAGGUAAAAGUAAAGAUAUUGAUGCACCUGGUAUAGAGAUGGAAGUCCCAGAAGGAAAAGUCAAAGGUCCUCAUGUUAAACUUCCAAAGGGGGGUAUAUCAGUGUCGAAGAAUACAUCAGGUGAAGCAGAGAUCAACCUACCAACCAUUGAGGGGGGAGGGAGAAUUAAAAUGCCACAGGUCACAUCACCAGAUCUGGACAUUGAUACACAGGCUCAUGGGGAAGCUGAUAUGCACGUUGAAGGAGACCACAAAGGUCUAAAACUGAAGAUGCCAACAAUAGAUAUCACAGGUCCGAAGGGAGACCUGGAGCUUGAUUUAGGACUUCAUAGAGGAGAUUGCAAGAAGGACAGGCAAAAAGUUGAACUACCUGACUUGGAUCUGAACACAGCAGGAGGCAGCAAAGUAAAGGGACCUAAAGUCAAAGGAACAAAAUUUAAGAUUGGAAUGCCAAAAAAGAAAACUGGCAUAGAUGUAACAGCAGAAACAAAAAUAUGCAAAAACUGUGGUGAAGUGGAGUUAGGUGGUCAGGACAAACACAGAUGCAAGGGUAUAGAAAGAUUUGAGUACAAGGUUGAAGUUGAAACCCACAACGGACAUAAAGAGAAUAAACAUCGUGUUAACAUCACAGUGCCAGAGGUUACAUUACCAAGUGUUAAAACCAAACAAGGCUCCGCUGAAUUAGGAUCAGGGGGAGAGGGUAGCUUCUUGUCAUCAGGAGCAGAAAUCAAAGUCCCAAAGAUUCCAGACAUAGAGUUUGAUAUUGGUACAUCACAGGAUGAAGACGAGGACAGAACGGAAAAAGACAAGAAAAUCAAAGUCCCUAAGUUUGGUGUCCCAUUACCCUCCAUCUCCUCUCCUGAGGGAAGGAUGAAUAUCUAUGGGCCAGAAAUUCAGUAUGAGGGCCCUAAAAUGCCCAAAGUAAAAAAGGCUGUCUUUGUCUUGGUAAAUCCUCCUCAAACAGAUGAGUCCACUGCAUGCACAGGCCUCCUGGAAGAGCAGACAUCAUUUGAGGCUGAAAAAGAAGACGUCAAAGUCAAGAUGCCAAAAAUUAAAAUGAAGCCAAGCUUUGGGAAGUCCAAAGAUAAAUCAGCUGCUGUAAACACAGAGAAAGAAUGGGAAGGAGAACAGAUGGGAGGGAAGAUGAAAAUGCCCAAAGUGUCAUUUUCUCCUGGUAAAUCAGGGUCGUUUGAUGUCACUCUAAAGGGCGAAGGUUCAAGUUCAAGUCUCAACGGUGAAAAAGAUGCAAGUCCUCACAAAGGCUCCAAGGAUGAUAAAGGGACAUUCAGUGGCAAGAUCAAACUUCCAAAGGUACAGUUAACCUCUCCAUAUGGCAAGAUGCAGGAUACAGAGAGGAGUGUGAAACUGGGAAAGGAUUCAUCACCAGGCAAAGUAGAGGCAUACAAAUCAGGCAAGAUGGCCAGUACCAGUUUUAGUGAGGAGCAUUCAGAAGAUGUCGUGUCAUCUCAUGCCAGAACAGAUAUGCUGGACAGGGAUAGCUCAGAGUCCCCCGCUAGUUUUACUAUGGAGUUCAGCUCCGGAAAAGUCCAGGCUUGGAGCGAGGCCGAGGGCCAAAGCAGAGAGUCUGAAGAAAGAGAGUCUUCCUCCUGGUUCAAGGUCCCUAAGUUCACCCUGAAGCCACACUCUACAGGCUUCCUCCAGAUAACCCCAGAGGGUUCUCCUCAAGCCCAGCGGAGAGGGGAGGUAGGAGGUGAGAUUGACGUCUCGGGAUCUUUCUGCCUCCACACCUCAGGGCUUGACUUCACUACCCAGGAAAUGUCUGAGCAACAAGUCUCCUCCACCGAGGAGGGAACUGUCACCACAGUGACCAAGACCACCAAAAUCACCCGGCACAUGGUUACCACUGAAACGCGAACAGGUGAAUCUUCGCCAACCACGAAAACAGCUCACCAGGUGUCGGACUUCAAAUACUGAGAAUGCUGUAAUGAUAUCUUAAAUGUCUUUUCACUUUUUUGUUUUUCUUUGGUGAGGUUGCAGUGUUCUCAUAUGCUAAGCUUGCAACAUGGCACACCUCCAUUAAGUAAAAGUCUUUAUUUUAUAUUUUGAUAGGUGAGGUAUGAAUGUGAUGCAAAAAAAUGACAUUUUAACAGUCAUUACAAAAGCAACAGAGUAAUAUAUGCUUCCUUUUUUUUCAUUUUAAAUGUAACUAUUUUUGUUACUGUUCUUCAAGUUUUGUUAGUUUAGUCCGAAUUAUUUAUCAGAUUUUGUUUGGUUUUAAAGUUUUCACUCUGAAUGUAAACAUGUCACAGUGCUUUAUUAUUUAUUGUUUGUGUGUUCAAAAUGCGCUGGAAUCAGUCAUUUACUCACAUCAGCAUCAUGGAUUUAAUCAUGAUUAGUUCAAAAUUAUAUAUUUUGAACCUUUACAUUACAGGCCAGAGUAAGACUCAUGUAAAUACAUCUAUUUCAUUGCCAUUUUUGAAGCAGUAUCCCUUUAUUCCAAAAUGUAAUUAUUUUCAUAUUCAUUAGAGUCAAGAGUAGAAAUGACCUGAUAAUUUACUUUGUUUGUCUUGAAGGAAAAGUGUGAGCUUUUUGAGAUUAUAGGUUAUUUGCAUUUUCUGCCAUAGUUUUAUAUUUGAAGCAUUUAGCUGGUGCUGUUACCCAGAGAUAAUCACAGUGAGUGAGCAGGACGCUCUGGACUCUUUUUCUGCUGUUGGGAUCAAACCUGUGACCUUCUGGUUACAAGUUGCUCUCAAACAUUUACUGUAGGCCACCCUGCUGCUAAUCUAUUUUAUAUUUGUUUUUAUUGUACACUGCCAAAAAAAGACACCACUGUAUAUUUUGUGAUAGAGGCUUUAGCUUUAAGAUACUUCAAGAAACUUAGAUGUUGAGUUUCAAAACAGCAGCAGCGAGCUAGAAGCACAUUUGUGGAAUUAGGGGUGCUGUUGGGUGCUUUACGAAAAUCAGAGGAGUUUUAAAGGUAAAACUAUAAAUCUUUUCUCUUGACACAAAAAUAGCCCUCUAAAAUAUUAACACAAUCAGGCUGUUUUGAAAUGGAGGGAGAAAAGCCUUGUGCUGUCUUUUAGAUAUGUAUUUUAUUGUCUCUACAUUGAGACAUUUAAGUUUCAUUCCUAAAUGCAGCACCUACCAUUUGAGAAAAGAAAUGUUAUUAUGAAAUUACUGUUUUUUUGGUAUUAAAUGAAAACUUUUGAAAACUACUGAUUGUAUAAACAACUCUUAGCCAUUAAGAUAACCAUUUCACAGGAUAAAAAUAUCUCUUUCUUCAAAAUGAGCUACUUUUUAGGUGGCUGUAAUGCAUUUAAGAAUGGACACUCUUUACUUAACUUGUUCUACUUUGCUUGGUUGGUAGAUGGAAUGAAAACGUGUGAUAAAAUGUAUGAAGGAAUCCUGACAAACCCACUCCCACACUUUUUUCCAUUAACAACAGUAGUGACAUGUCAGGGUAACACGCACUGAGUAGUACCUAUGUGUAUUGAAAAUUUUUACCUUUAAUCAAGUCUUCGAAUUUCUUCUUGAUUAUAAGGGUUUUAGUGCAAAGUGUUUUGUCAAAGCUGCUUUGGAGAGAAUGUUGGUUAAGAUGUUACAUCAAUAAAAUAGUAUUCACAAAAAAAAAA